Molecule: messenger RNA, 631 nt
Organism: Bufo bufo (common toad)
Lineage: Eukaryota; Metazoa; Chordata; Amphibia; Anura; Bufonidae
Gene: FAM237A
Product: family with sequence similarity 237 member A
Exons: 3
Coding region: 98-631 (177 amino acids)
Source: RefSeq, a predicted model, not a curated record
CUGUGGAGCAGACUGAGAUUAAGGGCAAGCUAACAAGUGUCACCUUAGGACUAAAGGACCUGACAGACAAAGACUUCAAGAGAGCACUGGAAGUGACAUGAGCACUGGACGUACUGGACAAGGAUACUAUAGCAUGCAGCUAACAUGUUCACUGCUUUUCCUGGGAAUAUUUUGCAUUCAUACCAUUUGUUGUCAUGGUCAAGUUGACCCACUUGCCUUGGGUCGUGCAGAUCCUCAAUGCUGGGAGACAUCAACAGCUAUCUUACUGGAGAUGAAAAAGCCCCGGAUAGCCGAUUCUGUGGCUGGAUUCUGGGACUUCAUGAUAUAUCUGAAAUCAUCUGACAAUUUUAAGCAUGGUGUUCUGUUUUGGGACCUAGCACAACUUUUCUGGGACAUCUAUGUGGACUGUGUACUCUCCAGAACACAUGGACUGGGCAGAAGACAGUUAAAAGAGGAAGGGAAGAAAAUAUCCAAUUUUGUUUCACAAUUCACAUCAAAAAGAUUUUCCCACAAUCGAAGAUCUGUUUUACCGAGUCAAAAAGAACUCAUUCAACACUUAAUAGAUAUCCAAGUAGACAAAAGUGAAUCCAGACUACUCAGAAGUAUCAAAAGUGGAAUCAAGAGGAAGUAG